UUAGGCAAUUUUGCCGACUACGGCCGACAAUUUCACGAGGGUGAUCGUGACACUCGGUCCCAGUCUCAAAGCGAAGAGGGACCUUUUCUUCUAUCCCUUCAGGGGAGUUUUGAAAGAUUUAGGCGCAACCUGCCUCAUUGACGCAUCAGCGAAGGUCUGAUAAGAUGGUGUCUGUUCGUGAUCAUGAAAUUUACUUACUCUUUCUUCUGCUGGUAAAGUUUCACGGGUCAGGGAGUGUGGAUGUGCGUUUCACCCAGGAACCUUCUGAUCCAAGCUACUUUAACAAUGGUAGUAAUGCCAACCUGGUGUGGGACUACACUGAUCCACAUAAUAAGACUCAGGGCAUUGUCUACAGUGUUCUGGUAAAUAGUGCAUUUGUCAAAAUGAUUUUUAAGGACAGUCGUGGUGUGCAAGAACAUCCUUCCAUCCCUUCAUCUUACAAAGGAAGAGUUAAAAUUGAAGGAAGAGCUACCCUGGUUAUCAAGAACAUCAACCCUGGAGAUAAUACCAAAUUUAAAUGUGAAAUAUGGGGAUGGCAUGUUCGAAGUAUAGUGCAGCUUAUUGUGGCAGAGGCACCACUUAUAAACAUCUCUUUGGGAGGAAAAUAUUACAUUGAAGGAUCCCCUGUUAUCAUAACCUGUGAAGCUUCUGGGAAACCACUGCCGGAUGUAGCAUGGAUUAGAAAUGGAGAACUGGAAAGUUCAGGGAAGAAAGCUGCGUUUUUAAAGUUCGAUAAUAUAAACAGAACAGAUGCAGGACAAUAUACAUGUCAAGCCAAUAACUCAAUGGAAAUCACUUCUGUUGAUACAACAAUUGUAGUUCACUACCCGCCCACGAUUCGAAAUGUCACCACGUCAUCUAAGAAGUCUUGGAUUGGCCAGACAGUGACUUUGAAGUGUCUUUCUGAUGGUGUUCCUACACCAACACUCUCUUGGUACAAACCUGAAGGAAGUGAAAUAAACAGAGUCACAGCCAGAGAAAACAAAGUACAAGUGCCACUCAGGGGUGAUCAAGAUUUUGGUCAUUACAAGUGCAUUGCUGCCAAUGGACUUAUUCCAUCUGAUGAGAAAUUAAUAAAGAUAACUCAGAUAAAGAAACCAGGGAAAGCAUCCAUCAAAUCAGAAUCAGUCAUUCAAGCAACUUCUAUAACAAUACAAUGGACUGCACCAGCUGAUGAUGGAGGAAGUCAGAUUAUAGGAUUCCAAAUGAUCUUACAAAAGGAUGAAACUGAGAUAAAAAAGGUUAAUAUCACCGAUCCUGGGACGACAAGUUAUUCGUUUCGUGGUUUGGAGAAAGAUACCAACUACACAGUGAAACUGUUUUCCAGAAAUUUUGUGUUCGAGGGAGAUCCUACUGUAUGGAACAUUAAGACCAAGUUUGAAGGAGCCCCGGAUGUGGUGGAAGUAGACGAACUGCCAGGUGAAACAACAGACGAUACAAUUACCUUAAAGUGGAAGGAGCCAGAAAGUAAUGGAAAAGUUAUUAUCAUGUAUACAGUGUACCAAAGAGUAGUGACUGAUGGAAAAGUGGGACGGUGGACAGAAAUAAAGAAAAUCAGAGAUGUUUCUGUGAGAGAAUUGAAAAUAACAUUGGAGAGAGGAAAGGUGUAUCAGUUUGCUAUUACUGCAACUAAUGAGCUUGGUGAAAGCCUAAAACAAGAGGAUGAAAAUAUCCAGAAAGUCAAGGCAGAAGGAAGUAUGUUCAAAUGAAUCUUGUUUUCCCCUUUCAACGGUUUAUCCUUUUCUUUACUUUGUUUUCAAGCACUCUCCGUGUCAUCAACAUCGAGGUUUUUAUGGGUGAGUUC
Molecule: messenger RNA, 1804 nt
Organism: Pocillopora verrucosa
Lineage: Eukaryota; Metazoa; Cnidaria; Anthozoa; Scleractinia; Pocilloporidae
Source: RefSeq, a predicted model, not a curated record